AUGUCAACAGUUAUCAUCGGCGGUGGCAUAAUGGGCGCCUCGGUAGCCCACUACCUCGGCGACCCAUCUUCUUCAUCCAAUGCCCUCCAGGGCCACGAAAUCCACGUCAUUGAAUCCUCCUCGCAACUCUUCAGCGGUGCAUCCGGCUACGCUGCAGGUUUCAUUGCAAAAGACUGGUUUGCGCCUGCUCUUGCUCCCCUGGGGAAAUUGUCGUACGAGCUACAUAAAAAGUUGGCCGCGGAGUAUGAUGGGAAUAGGAGAUGGGGGUAUAUGCCGGGCACGGCGUUGAGUUUGGAUGUUAAUACCACUGAUAACGGGAAUGGUGGGACGGGGUAUGACUGGUUAAGGGAUGGAAGCAGUCGUGCUUUGGCUGCGAGCGGGACGAAGACUGUUAAGUUGGAGAAGCCGGAGUGGUUGACGAAGCAAAAGGAGGAGCGUCUUGAGGUGAUUAGUGAUGAAGAUACCGUGGGACAAGUCGACCCCCUGCGAUUGUGCCACUUCUUGCACGAGACGACAACCGCUCGAGGCGUGAAAUGGCACAACCCUGCUCAGGUCGUCUCUGUGACUACUGAUCCUGCUACCAACUGUAUCAGCAGCGUCACAGUGCUCAACUCCGAGACGCAAACAGAAUAUAGCAUUGCCUGCCGGAAUUUGGUGAUAUGUGCCGGUCCCUGGACGAGUUUGGUGUACAAGACCCUGUUCCCAUCCGCGUCAACAACAGAUAGCCCUCAUGUCUCUUCCUUGGCGGGAUACUCAUUGCUCGUCCGCUCACCACGUCAUACCAUGUUGCACGAACAUGAUCAAUACAAAGGCCAAACCCACGCCGUAUUCACAACCGUAUCCGAGGAGGACGGCGGUUUUAGUCCCGAAAUCUUUUCCCGCCAAGGCGCCGAAAUCUACAUCGCCGGCCUAAACAGCACCGAAAUCCCCCUCCCGACGGGAGCAGAAGGCUCAAAAGAGAUCAUGGAUGAGCAGCAGAUGGCCAAACUACGCAAAGUCGCUGUUCGAUUUUUAGGUAAACUUGCAGCAGAUAAUGAGGAGCCGAUUAAUGAAGAUGACCUGGAAACCCUCCGGGAGGGACUGUGCUUCAGGCCCGUGUCGAACACAGGAUUGCCUAUUGUUUCGCGUGUAAAGGAUGAGUUGCUUGGGGAGAAGAUUAAUGUUAGAUCGGAUACUACGGCGGUGGGUAGGGAGAUUGGAGGGGUGUUUAUUGGAACGGGGCAUGGGCCGUGGGGAAUUUCGCAGUCGUUGGGGACAGGCAAGGUGAUUGCAGAUAUGGUGGAUGGAGUUGAGCCGGCGGCUGAUGUGAGUGGUUUAUCUUUGUAA
Talaromyces marneffei is the source of this 1326-nucleotide messenger RNA. RefSeq lists its product as uncharacterized. The record is from RefSeq and is a predicted model, not a curated record. Gene Ontology annotation, cellular component: late endosome; cytoplasm. Gene Ontology annotation, molecular function: oxidoreductase activity. The transcript is spliced from 2 exons. Gene Ontology annotation, biological process: retrograde transport, endosome to Golgi. Bases 1 to 1326 code for a protein of 441 amino acids. NCBI's taxonomy places the organism in Eukaryota, Fungi, Ascomycota, Eurotiomycetes, Eurotiales, Trichocomaceae.